This is a messenger RNA of Penicillium verrucosum, 1716 nucleotides long. Its product is annotated as Major facilitator superfamily domain general substrate transporter. Bases 1 to 1716 code for a protein of 571 amino acids. Gene Ontology annotation, molecular function: fluconazole transmembrane transporter activity. Gene Ontology annotation, biological process: xenobiotic detoxification by transmembrane export across the plasma membrane. The transcript is spliced from 10 exons. NCBI's taxonomy places the organism in Eukaryota, Fungi, Ascomycota, Eurotiomycetes, Eurotiales, Aspergillaceae. The record is from RefSeq and is a predicted model, not a curated record.
AUGGCGUAUCUCUUUCGGACAACAGCACUAGGUGCAUUUGCUCGACUAGUUACCGGAAACAAAGUCAUUGGAUUUCCAACCGAAAAGCAUAAGUACUGUACCGGCGAAAACUCGAGCUUCGCUGAGAACAAAGAGGAAAAGGAGGAACUCUGGAUUCCAGUGACAUGGGUAUCCGAUGAGGAUAUAGAAAACCCUCACAACUGGUCGACAACAAGAAAGGUGGCGGUGGCGUUUCUUAUUUGUAUACUGUGGAUCAUCAAUAUACGUCCCGAGCGAAGAGUAAUGGAAGAGUUUGGCGUUUCAGAGGCCGUCGCCUCCCUGGGCCUAGCUCUCUACGUCCUCGGUUAUGGCAUUGGGCCCCUUCUCUUCUCUCCGUUGAGUGAAAUUCCGCAUAUUGGCCGGAACCCCGUCUACAUCAUCACAUUCGCCAUCUUCAUUGCCCUGUCGGCCAUAGCCGCGAUAUGCAAAAGCUUUGCGGGGUUCCUAGUCGUGCGCUUUUUACAGGGCUUCUUUGGCAGUCCCUGUUUGGCGACCGGGGCAGCGUCCCUAAGUGACAUGUUUUCAGUUGUAUAUGCGCCGUACACCCUGGCGGCGUGGUCCGGUGCUAUGUACUGUGGCCCUGCGCUUGGUCCGUUGCUAUCUGGAUUCUCCGUAUCUGUCAAAGGUUGGCGCUGGUCUAUGUGGGAGAUAGUCUGGCUCGCAGGCUUUGUCUUCGUCCUGCUUGUGUUGUUUCUUCCCGAGACAUCGGCACCAACACUACUGUUCUACAAAGCCAAACGUCUCCGGCAAGAGACCGGUUCGGACCGAUUUGUCACCGUCGAUUCCUUGCGGUCUAAGGGCGUCUCGCGCAGCCAACUAGUGAAGCUUGCGCUUAUUAAACCAUUCGAGAUCACCCUCAAGGACCCUGCCAUUGCGUUUGCGAAUUUUUAUACCUCUCUUACAUACGGCAUCUACUACUCCUUCUUCGAAGUAAUCCCCAUUGUAUAUCCUACCGAAUACGGCUUCAACAUUAGCGAGACUAGCGUGGUCUUUGUCUGCGUUCUCAUCGCAUGCAUCAUCGGUGCAACUUGGUACUGCAGCUGGUACCGUGUCUUCGUCCAGCGCCGCUUCGAGCGACUCGGCACUUUCGACGUUCAGGAGACCUUUCUACGCCCCGGCCUCGUGGGCGUGUUAGGCAUUCCAAUCGGCAUGUUUCUCUUCGGAUGGGCGGCGCGUGCAUCGGUUCCCUGGCCCGUGCCGACACUCGGUGUCGUCAUCUUUUGCGGGUGCUCAUUUGUUGUCGGGUUGGGUAUCUUCCUACACCUCCCGUUGAGCUAUCCGGAGUACGCGGCAAGCCUGUUUGCGGCCAACGAUGCGCUACGAAGCUCAUUCGCGGCGGGUGCGGUGCUUUUUGGGCGGCCGCUAUAUCUGAACUUGGGGGUAGGGAAGGGUUGCACCUUGCUUGGAGGGUUAAGCAUCCCCCUUGUGGUAGGAUUUUGGUAUUUGUUCAUGUAUGGAGACAAGUUAAGGAAGAAGAGCAAGUUUACUUCUUAUAUCAACACGACAGCUCAUCCGAUCGAGGAGCUCUUCGCAGCCCGUGGAUCGUAUACAGGUACGCGCGGCCUCAUUAGUAUCCGUUCAUCCGUGCCGAGACCGGUUCGCUACAUGACGACUGCUGAUGAGGCUAUUUUGGAACUUGGAACUCAGCAGUAUGGUGCUUCGAUGCUCGCAGACUAG